UGGAGCAAACAAAAGAAUUAACAAAGAUGCUUUCACAUGCUUCAUGCUUCAAGCAAGAAAAAAACACACACAUGGCCUAUAAAAUGAAUAAUUGCAUGAGCAGUUCUUUUCAUUAGGAACAAUUAAUCUCAUCUUCAAUGGAGUUUCUUCUUCAACUCUUCUUUUUAGCUUCUCUUCUUAUCUGCAAUACAGCAAUUGCAGAUCAAAUUACUAAGCCUUAUGUUGUCUAUAUGGGAAAUUCAUCACCAAACAAUAUUAAUGUAGAUGAUCAAAUACCAGAAUCAGUUCAUCUAGAAUUAUUAUCAUCAAUCAUUCCAAGUGAAGAAAGUGAGAGGAUAGCACUUAUCCACCAUUACAGUCAUGCCUUUAGUGGAUUCUCUGCAAUGCUUACACACACUGAAGCUUCUGCAUUGUCUGGACACGAUGGUGUGGUGUCAGUGUUCCCAGAUCCGAUUCUCCAAUUGCAUACAACGAGGUCUUGGGAUUUCUUAGAUUCAGAUUUGGGAAUGAAGCCCCCUUCCACUACUCAAUCACAUUCAUCAACUGAUAUCAUCAUUGGUCUUAUUGAUACUGGGAUAUGGCCAGAGUCACCAAGUUUUAGAGAUGAGGGUAUAGGGAAAGUCCCUUCAAGAUGGAAAGGGGUUUGCAUGGAGGGUCAUGAUUUCAAGAAAUCUGAUUGCAACAGGAAAUUGAUAGGUGCAAGAUACUAUAAUACACAAGAUACAUCAGGUAACAACAAGACUCACAUUGAAGGAGCCAAAGGUUCACCAAGAGAUUCUAUUGGACAUGGAACUCACACUUCAUCAACAGCAGCUGGUGUCAUUGUCAAAAAUGCUAGUUAUUAUGGUUUAGCAAAAGGAACUGCAAGAGGUGGUUCACCUUCAACUAGAAUUGCUGCUUAUAAAACAUGCUCAGAAGAAGGUUGUUCAGGUUCAACCAUAUUAAAGGCUAUUGAUGAUGCUAUCAAAGAUGGUGUUGAUAUAAUUUCAAUCUCUAUUGGACUUAGCUCACUAAUGCAAUCAGAUUAUUUGAAUGAUCCUAUAGCUAUAGGAGCAUUUCAUGCAGAACAAAGGGGUGUCAUGGUUGUGUGUUCUGCUGGGAAUGAUGGUCCUGAUCCUUACACAGUUGUGAAUACAGCACCAUGGAUAUUUACUGUUGCAGCUUCUAAUAUUGAUAGGAACUUUCAGUCAACUCUUGUACUUGGAAAUGGGAAAAGUUUCAUAGGUGCUGGCAUUAACUUCUCAAACCUUACUAGCUCAACGAUGUUUCCUCUUGUCUUUGGAGAUGAAAUUGCUGCCAAAUUUACGCCAACAUCAGAAGCUAGGAACUGUUAUCCUGGAUCAUUAGAUUACAACAAAGUAGCAGGAAAAAUUGUUGUUUGUGUUAAUGACGAUCCAAAUAUUUCACGGCGAAUCAAAAAGUUAGUUUUACAAGAUGCGAGAGCAAUGGGGAUGAUACUCGUCGACGAGAACAAUAGAGAUGUUUCCUUCGAUGCUGGAGCAUUUCCCUUCACUGAGAUUGGAAAUCUUGAAGGGCAUCAGAUUCUUCAGUACAUAAACUCUACUAAGAACCCAACUGCAACAAUUCUUCCAACAAUAGAAGUUCCUAGAUAUAGGCCUGCACCAAUUGUUGCAUCUUUCUCAUCCAGAGGUCCUUCAAGCCUUACAGAAAACAUUCUCAAGCCUGAUGUCAUGGCUCCAGGAGUUUCCAUUUUGGCUGCCAUGGUUCCCAAAAGUGAUGAACCAGGAAGUGUUCCAAUUGGGAAAAAGCCCUCCUUAUUUGGCAUAAAAUCUGGUACAUCUAUGGCUUGUCCACAUGUGUCAGGUGCUGCAGAAUUCAUUAAAUCAGUACAUGGAAGAUGGACUCCUUCAAUGAUCAAAUCAGCAUUAAUGACAACAGCUACAACCUACAAUAACUUGAAGAAGCCUGUGACCAAUAGCUCAAACUACAUUUCCAACCCACAUGAAAUGGGAGUUGGUGAAAUUAAUCCACUCAAAGCUCUCAACCCUGGUUUAGUCUUUGAAACAAAUGUAGAAGACUACAUCAAAUUCCUUUGUUACUAUGGCUAUUCAAACAAAAUCAUAAGGUCAAUGUCAAAGACCAAUGUCACUUGUCCAAAGACCUCUCAAGAUCUUAUAUCCAACAUCAAUUACCCAUCAAUCUCUAUAGAAACACUUAAAAGAAAUCAGAAAGUAAAAGUGAUCACAAGAACAGUCACCAAUGUUGGAACUUUUAAUGCCACAUAUGUUGCAAAGGUGCAUGCACCAGAAGGAUUAGUUGUGAAGGUCAUCCCCAACAAACUUGUGUUUUCAGAGAGGGUUCAAAGAUUGACCUAUAAAGUAUCAUUCUAUGCCAAGGAAGCUCAUGGUGGAUACAAUUUUGGGUCUCUAACAUGGCUUGAUGGUAGACAUUAUGUUCAUACAGUAUUUGCAGUCAAAGUUGAAUAAUUUUUUAAACACACAAACACACAUAUAUAUACAUAUUCAAAUAUAUUGAAUAAUUAUACAUACUUGAUUGUGUUUUUCAAUUUCAACAUUUUGUCUAACUUUAUGUUGUGUAUUGGAAUGGACUCUUAUCAUUUACUAGACUCCAUAAUUCAAACAUAUGAAUUUCUCAAUGAGAUACAGUCUUGACUGCCAAUUCUCUGGCUCUAAUUCACAUCAAUGAUGAGGAAUGUUCUUGUGUCAAAGUAAAAGCUUUUCUGUGAAAUAAGAUAAGUUCACGAAGAUAUGUUCA
Cicer arietinum (chickpea) is the source of this 2736-nucleotide messenger RNA. Its product is annotated as CO(2)-response secreted protease-like. Gene Ontology annotation, biological process: proteolysis. NCBI's taxonomy places the organism in Eukaryota, Viridiplantae, Streptophyta, Magnoliopsida, Fabales, Fabaceae. Gene Ontology annotation, molecular function: serine-type endopeptidase activity. The record is from RefSeq and is a predicted model, not a curated record.